UUUUUAAAUUAGAGUCUGUCUCUCUGAGCUGUGAGGUUCAGGGGAACUCUACUGGAUGGAGAGUGGUGAGGAACACAUCGAGAGGAAUCCUUUCAGAGUGUAAUACUGACUGGGGAAAACAACAAGGGUCUUCAUGCAUUGUAUCACUAAUACCAUCAGACAGUGGAGUGUACUGGUGUGAGUUUGGGUCUGGAGAACACAGCAAUGCUGUCAACAUCACAGUACCUGCUGGAGCUGUGAUCCUGGAGAGCCCUGCCCUUCCUGUGACUGAGGGAGAUUCUGUGACUCUGCGCUGCAGAUAUCAGGGAACUCCCUCUAACCUCACAGCUGAUUUCUACAAAGAUGGAUCCCUCAUCAGGACUGAGACUACAGGAGAGAUGACCAUCCCUGCAGUAUCCAAGUCAGAUGAAGGACUCUACAAGUGUACCAACUCUGAAGGAGAAUCACCAGAGAGCAGGAUGUCUGUGACAGGUCUCUCAGGUCUCUCAGGUCUCUAUCCUCCAGCCUCUCUAAGCAUCAGACCUAACAGAUCUCAGUUUUUUAAAUUAGAGUCUGUCUCUCUGAGCUGUGAGGUUCAGGGGAACUCUGCUAGAUGGAGAGUGGUGAGGAACACAGAGAGAGGAAUCCUUUCAGAGUGUAGUACUGACUGGGGAAAACAACAAGGGUCUUCAUGCAACGUCUCACUAAUACCAUCAGACAGUGGAGUGUACUGGUGUGAGUUUGGGUCUGGAGAACACAGCAAUGCUGUCAACAUCACAGUACAUGCUGGAGCUGUGAUCCUGGAGAGCCCUGCCCUUCCUGUGACUGAGGGAGAUUCUGUGACUCUGCGCUGCAGAUAUCAGGGAACUCCCUCUAACCUCACAGCUGAUUUCUACAAAGAUGGAUCCCUCAUCAGGACUGAGACUACAGGAGAGAUGACCAUCCCUGCAGUAUCCAAGUCAGAUGAAGGACUCUACAAGUGUACCAACUCUGAAGGAGAAUCACCAGAGAGCAGGAUGUCUGUGACAGUGAAUGCACUAAUGGAGGAGGGGUCAAUGUCAGUGAUGGCAUAA
Salmo salar (Atlantic salmon) is the source of this 1052-nucleotide messenger RNA. The record is from RefSeq and is a predicted model, not a curated record. Lineage: Eukaryota; Metazoa; Chordata; Actinopteri; Salmoniformes; Salmonidae.